Messenger RNA from Hibiscus syriacus, 676 nucleotides. RefSeq lists its product as uncharacterized. The record is from RefSeq and is a predicted model, not a curated record. Bases 1 to 570 code for a protein of 189 amino acids. The transcript is spliced from 5 exons. Lineage: Eukaryota; Viridiplantae; Streptophyta; Magnoliopsida; Malvales; Malvaceae.
AUGGGUUUCUUAGAGGCUUUGGUGAGCCGAAAGGUGUAUCCAAAGGUCUUGGCUGAUGGAGAGUUGACAUUUCCUGAAGGUGACCUCCGAGAGGUAUUUGUUAUAAGGAAAAGGCUUCUUCGCGUAAAUUUCUCGACGCUUUAUGCAGAGGUAUUUGUUUUAGAGAGAAGGUUUCUUCAUGCCAAGUUCUCAAUGCUUUGUACAGAGGUAUUUGUUAUAGGGCAAAGACUCCUUCCUGCAAAGUUCUCGACGUUUUAUGCAGAGAUUCAUAUCUUGAAGUCUCAAGCAAUCGUGAUCGCGGCACCCUUUGCGUUUACCCUUGGCCUCUUAUCAUCUAUCUUGGCAGUCACUCUUGCAGUCAAGGAGUGUACUUGGACAUACGCAGGUUUUGAGUUCGCGCUCGUCGCAUUAUUUGUCUAUGUAUUAUAUUCCAUGGUGACGGCUUCGAAUACUCCAUCUCAAGCCUGCUGUUGUAAUAAUGCUUUCGGGAUAGCUAUGACGAUCAAUGCACUGUAUAUCUACAGUUACAAUUUGCAGGUUCAGAUUGCGGAAAGUUCUAGCCCAGCAUGAUUUGACCUCGUAAAAAUGAGUCAUUCCUGCGUUUUUACGCAUAUUCACCAAGGCCUUGGUGUUUAUACAUUUGAAGCAGAAAUUUAGAAUGGGAUUUAUGAAGAAA